Messenger RNA from Selaginella moellendorffii, 774 nucleotides. RefSeq names its product pentatricopeptide repeat-containing protein DOT4, chloroplastic-like. The record is from RefSeq and is a predicted model, not a curated record. Gene Ontology annotation, molecular function: RNA binding; protein binding. The coding region runs from base 1 to 774 and encodes 257 amino acids. Lineage: Eukaryota; Viridiplantae; Streptophyta; Lycopodiopsida; Selaginellales; Selaginellaceae. Gene Ontology annotation, biological process: RNA modification. The transcript has 2 exons.
AUGGGAUUGAGAACCACGACGUUGUCUCCUGGACGAUUAAGAGCUUGGAACGAGCUUUGGCGAUUCACUCUCACGCAUCAAGCUCUCGCGGCUUCAAGUUGGAGGCGAGGAGACAUACACUUGGCAAACGCGAUGGUGGACUUGUAUGGCAAGUGUGAAAGUCUAGAAGAUGCUCGCAGGGUGUUUGAUUCGAUGGAGCAGCACGACAUCGUUUCCUGGACAUCGAUCAUCACAGGCUAUGCUCACGAGAGCCGAGAUGGAGACGAAGCUUUCCUUCUCUUCUCUUCCAUGCAAGAACAACGAUUUAAACCCGAUCGUUUAGCUUGUCUCGCCGCUAUCAAGGCUUGUAGCGUAAUCACAGAGAAGAAAAUGGGAUUUAGACGUAGAAUCUCUCGAGAAAGCAAUGAAAAUCCACUCGUGGAUCUCGCAGCUUGGCCUGGAGAGAGAUCCGGCAGUCUGGUUGAUAUGUAUGCCAAGUGUGGAAGCUUGAUCAUGGACGCUCGCAGGGUAUUUGAUAAAAUCUUAGAUCGCGACAUAGUUUUGUGGAACUCUUUCCUGUUUGGAUGUGUUUACAUUGGCGAGGACGAGCUUGCGUUGGAAUGCUAUGCAGCCCUGGAAGUUGCUCUAAACUCUCAAACCUUUCUUGCGUUGUUGCCAGUUUGCAGGAACCUGGGAGAUUUGAAGCUCGGGAAGCUCUUCCACGCACAGAUUCUCCGGCAGGGACUGGAAGGGAGUUCUGUGGGGAUUUCCCUGCUUGUGUUGCGGACCACAUAG